UUGUCAUCGCUACCUCCAGCUGCAAAAUUGACCUCAGAAAUCAAGUGGGAAAAAGGCCCCGCUGAAAUCUAAAUAUUAGGGCGAUUAAUAUUUAGAUUUAAAACUCCUUUAUCCCCCAGGCCUUCACCAUGGAAGGAAAUGCACGAAUUCUAGCAGCUUCUCUGAUAUUCGCUUCACUUAUUAUUUUCGUUCGAAGAAGUGUACAAGGCCUGCUGUACAACAAUCGGUAUGAUGGAGAUCAAGUAAUUCGAUUACUUCCAAAAACCGAACGAGAAGUGGACGCAUUAAAAAAUAUCCAUGAACUCGUCAAGGUGGAUUUCUGGCAGCCCAGCAGUAUUCUUUCUGUUAAACCUGGUGUUCUUGUAGAUAUACAUGUGCCCAGAAGCUGGUCUGAAAAAUUCUUUCAGUCACUUCUACAAACUGGAAUUGACUUUAAGAUCCUUGUUUCUGAUCUUCAGGGAUUAAUAGAAAUGCAAGGUGUCUCCAGGACUCGUGUGCGCCGGUCAACCCCUCUCUACAGCUAUGAAGUCUACCAUUCUUUAGAAGAGAUUCAAAACUGGAUGCACCAGAUGAAUCAAUCACAUUCUCAGCUCCUUUAUCUUUUCUCCAUCGGAAAAUCCUUUGAAGGACGACCUCUCCUAGUUCUUCAGCUUGGCAAGAGAUCAAAACAUUUAAAGAAAGCUGUAUGGAUGGACUGUGGCAUUCACGCAAGAGAGUGGAUUGGUCCAGCAUUUUGUCAAUGGUUUGUCAAGGAAGCUUUGCAAACGUACCAUAGUGAUCCUUCAAUGCGACGACUUCUGAAACAAAUGUAUUUCUACAUCAUGCCUGUGUUCAAUGUAGAUGGAUACCAUUAUAGCUGGACAACUGAUCGUUUCUGGAGAAAGACACGUUCCAACAGUACCAACUUCAAUUGCCACGGAGUUGAUGCCAAUCGUAAUUGGAAGGUCAAAUGGUCUGGUGAAGGUGCUUCAUUACAUCCUUGUGCUGAUACAUACUGUGGACCUGUACCAGAAUCUGAGCCAGAAGUAAAGGCUGUUGCAAGAUUUCUUCGUAAACACAAGAAACAAAUUCAAGCAUACAUUUCAUUCCAUGCAUAUUCACAAAUGUUACUAUAUCCAUAUUCCUAUAAGGAUGCAAUCAUUCCCAAUUUCAAGUGUGUGAUACCUCUGGCCCCUAUGACUCUUCACACUCCCCAAAGAACAAGGAACAGUAGAACACAGAAACAGGCCCUUCAGCUGACCAAGACUGUGUUGACGCAUGACGCCUUGCUAAACUGA
This is a messenger RNA of Rhincodon typus (whale shark), 1277 nucleotides long. RefSeq names its product carboxypeptidase A6 (gene cpa6). Gene Ontology annotation, biological process: proteolysis. The coding region runs from base 129 to 1277 and encodes 382 amino acids. NCBI's taxonomy places the organism in Eukaryota, Metazoa, Chordata, Chondrichthyes, Orectolobiformes, Rhincodontidae. The transcript has 10 exons. The record is from RefSeq and is a predicted model, not a curated record. Gene Ontology annotation, molecular function: metallocarboxypeptidase activity; zinc ion binding.